Ilex paraguariensis (yerba mate) is the source of this 240-nucleotide messenger RNA. The record is from the annotation of a GenBank genome assembly. Lineage: Eukaryota; Viridiplantae; Streptophyta; Magnoliopsida; Aquifoliales; Aquifoliaceae.
AUGAUAAACGGAGCAUUUGGGUUGGGUGUGAAGAUUCCAAGAGAACCCAAAUCGGCAACAAAAUACAGACCACCGUCAGCGUCAUCAUCGUCUUGGAAUCGUGGGUCCGCUGGGUUUGCUGUACAUACCCCAUCUCUUGAAAAAGGACUGCAUUUGGGUCUUCGUAUGCUAAGAAUGGAAUUAAGGGCUUUUCUGGCUUUCGUUCUUGCUAAAGGAUUGACGGAAUUUUUUGUGUGCUGA